Micromonas pusilla CCMP1545 is the source of this 891-nucleotide messenger RNA. RefSeq lists its product as uncharacterized. The coding region runs from base 1 to 891 and encodes 296 amino acids. The transcript has a single exon. Gene Ontology annotation, molecular function: protein binding. The record is from RefSeq and is a predicted model, not a curated record. Lineage: Eukaryota; Viridiplantae; Chlorophyta; Mamiellophyceae; Mamiellales; Mamiellaceae.
AUGGAGACGCUCCCCGCGGAGGUGCUGCGGUGCGUCUUCGACCGCUUACACUGGAGAGACCUCCUCGCGGUGUCCUCGUGCGCGACGUGGACGCGCGACGUCGCGGCGAGGGACGAGCGCGCGUGGGAGCGACGAUGCCGCGAGCGCUUCACCGCGAGCGAGCUGUCGAGGCUGACGACGAAGACGGAGGAGGAGGACCGCGAGGCGCGCGCGUCGAGCGCGUCGAGCGCGUCGAGCGCGCCGCGGUCGUGGCGUCGACUCUUCACGCGCUCCGUGCGCGACGCCGUCGACGCGAUCGACGCGUCGCGCCCGACGCUGAUCGUCACGGAGUACAACGAGCCGACGCACUACUCGCGCGUGCGCUGGGCGUUCUCGCGAUGCCGCGAUCUCGCGCUCGCGGACCUCAGAGAGUUUAUCCUCUCGCCGAAUAGCUCGCGUCCCGGAGGCGCGCAGACGGACCCGGACCCGCCGCCGACGCUGCUCGUCCUCGCGGGGAUGACCGCGAUCCUCGCGAGGGACCACGCGUCGUCCUCGACCGCGGUCGUAGACGCGUUGCGCGCGGCCGGGGCCGGGGCCGGGGACGCGGCUGCAGCCGCGGACGCGCGCGACGACGUCGGCGCCAGACGCGUCAAGGUGACGACGUGGACGCUGGGACGGCUCGAGGGCGUCGGGUUCCGCCUGCGGGACGACGUCUUCGUCGUCGAGGGGAGCUUGGAGAGCCUCGCGAGGGAUAACCCGAACGACGUGUGGAAGCGUCUCGGGCGAGGGAUACGACACGAGACGCGCGACAUGGAGAUCGUCGUCGUUGGCCCGAGAAGGGCGCACUGGUGGAGCGCGCUCGGCGGCGGCGGCGGCGGCGGCGGGGGGGGGGGGGCGGAAGUCCGCCCCUGA